This is a messenger RNA of Condylostylus longicornis, 7726 nucleotides long. It is a transcript of the gene Dab, whose product is annotated as protein disabled. The transcript is spliced from 13 exons. The record is from RefSeq and is a predicted model, not a curated record. The coding region runs from base 216 to 7235 and encodes 2339 amino acids. NCBI's taxonomy places the organism in Eukaryota, Metazoa, Arthropoda, Insecta, Diptera, Dolichopodidae.
AAACAAUUUAUUAUCCUCUACUUAGAUCGAAAUUUAUAUAUGUACAUAUGUAUGUAUAUUAAUGUAGAUAUAAAAGUUCUAUGCGAUGCAUGUAAUUAGUAUAUGUAUGUAUAUAUGCAUAGUAUAAAAUAUUUGAAGUACGGAAGGAAAUUGAAUUAAAAAAAAAAUAAUAUAAGAAACAUAGAAGUGUAACUGGAAAAAGAGGACAUUAUAAAAUGCAGACUUUGCGGAAAAAAACUAGUCCAUGUAAAUAUCGUAAUGAUCCUGGCAGAUUUUUUGGUGAUGGGGUUACUUUUAAAGCCAAACUUAUUGGAAUUUUGGAAGUUGGUGAAGCUCGGGGUGAUAGAAUGUGUCAAGAAGCUUUGCAGGACUUAAAAAUGGCAAUAAGAGCUGCUGGCGAACAUAAACAAAGAAUAACAAUACAUGUUACGAUCGACGGAUUGCGGUUGCGAGAUGAAAAGACAGGAGAUUCUUUGUACCAUCACCCUGUGCACAAAAUUAGUUUUAUUGCACAAGAUAUGACAGAUUCUAGAGCUUUUGGUUACAUUUUUGGUUCCCCUGAUAGUGGACACAGAUUUUUUGGAAUAAAGACUGACAAAGCUGCUAGUCAGGUGGUUUUAGCUAUGCGUGAUUUAUUUCAAGUAGUAUUUGAAUUAAAAAAAAAAGAAAUUGAGUUAGCACGGCAGCAAAUUCAAAGCAAAUCUGUACACGAUCAUCAACCAAUGCCGUUACUUAUUAGUAGUGGCAAUAAAAGCAAUUCGAAUGAUUCGACUCCUAAUUUGUUAAAUAAUAAAAAUAGUGAUGGAGCCAAAACAAUGAACAAGGAGGCUAAUUUGAUGUCUCCUGAGUCGGUUGCUGAUUUAGUAGAUUUAGAGCAAGAACUCAGUUCAAUUCAACGGGGGAUCACACAAAUGGAAAGAAUUACGCCUAGUGAACCAACACCAACUUCAAAGAAUUUUGGUGAAGAAGACCCAUUUGGCGAUUCGUUUACGAAUUUCCCUACAUAUAACUUGCUUCCUCCACCUGAGUCUUCACGUUCCAGGCAUUCGAAACCGACCAAACCUCCUGAUAAUAUGAACGCUUCAAUUGAAUCAAGUAUAACGAAUAAUUUAACAAAUCCAAGUCGCACACAAUCACCACCAUUAUCAACGUUAUUAAAUUCUUCCAAUACAACCACAUCAAAUUUAACGACAAAUAUAGAAACUUCAGAAAAUUGGUUGACGGAAUUAGAAAAUGUAGAUGUUUUCAAAAGCGAAACUGCAAAUGCAACUAAGAAUUUAGAAAAUAUUACCAAUUCAGUUAAAAAUAAUGACGAAACUCAAAUAACGUCAUUACCGAUACAAAUUGCAAAAUCAGACGCUUUUACAGAUCUUGAUCCACUAGGUACGGGUAAAAUAAAACCGUAUGUAGAUAAAAAAUAUUUCUUCCAUGAAUUAAAAAAUCCUCCUAAGAAAGUUCUCAAGGAUUUAUCAACUCCUGGUGCUAGUAAUUCUAAAAAUAAUAAUAACAAUAUUAAUAUUAAUAAUAAUAAUGGACUAGAUAUUAAUAAUUUAACGACAUCAACUUCUGUAUCAGGAUCAGUAUCACAUAGUAUUUCACCAGCUAAUGAACAACAACAUCAACCAAUGCAACAACAGAACAAUGGACAACAGCUUUAUAAUGUAGUACCAACAUCAAAUUCAAUUCCAUACAAUAAUCUUGGAACCGUAACAUGUAAUACUCAACAUCAAACUACUACAUCAAUAUCAAAUAUUAAUGUGGCAUCAUCAUCAGUUUCUGAUAUUGAGCGGGUAAUAGCAACUACUUCAACAACAACUGCAGUUUCAGCUGCCGGAUCAAUGACUGAAUCAACCGUAAUUGCGCAUGAUACUGAUCCGUUUUCACCAACUCGUAAAAAAAGUGAUCCAUUUCAGGAUGGUGAUAUUUUUAGUAAAUUAGAUCCUUUUGAAUUUGAGUUCGCUAAAAGCAAUAUACUACCCGAUACUAAGAUUACUAAUACUUUAAAUGAACAAACAAGAUCAAAUGAUUCAACUUCUUCGCCAAGCGUAUUUAAUGGUCCACUGCAAGUAAGCUUACCACCUGAAAGUUGGGGUACAAAUACAGUAACAGCCACAUCAACAAAUCUUAGUCAAUCAAAUAUUUAUGCUACAGCCGGCAUUGUCGAUUCAAGUUUAUACGGUCAACGCAUUCAACGUCAAUCAAGUGAAUCCCCAAAUUCAGCAACAGCUAGAAAUCGUCCAUCCGUGUUUAAACAAAAUACUGUAGAUGUUAUAAGUAGUAUUAGUACUAAAAAAAUGCCGCCAUUAUUUGGCCACAAAUUCUCAAAAAGAGAUUCACAUAGCAUCAAUAUGAGAAGAUUACAAGAAAGUGAUUCGUUGAGUGAAAAUGAAACUGCACCCGAACCGCCACCAAGGCCAGAUUCUUCUGGUUUUUCGAUAGAACCUCCACCAUUGCCACCUAAGAAACAAUUUUCUGAUAUUGUCAUUAGGCCAAGAAUAACAUCUUCGUCGGCUGUGCCGCCACCGACACGUUACGAUUAUGUUCAAGCCAAAAUGAAAUCUAGUCAAUUAUCUUCUAUAUUUGAUAGUAAUAAUAGCGGAGCACCGCCAAUUCCAUUGCCAUCUAGACGUAUUGGACGUAGUGAUUCUAGUUAUCCUGGUCCGGGCAGGCCACGUAAGCCGGGAUGCGAUGAAGAUGAUUAUUUAGCACCUUUGCCAACAGGGCGUAGUGAAGUUCCUCCAAUAAUAGCACCACCUCCACAAAGUAAUAAAAGUGGAAGGCCUCGUCGGCAGGAGAUUGUCGAAACUAAGAAUUAUGAUACAAAUCAGGUCAACAAACAAACAAGUAAUUUACCUCUUAACCCUAUUGAAUUUGAACCGGAAGCAAUACUACCAGAUAUUACAUUAAGUCAAUUGUUAACUCUUGGUGUGGAAGAUUUAGCGAAGAAACUAAAUGUGCCAGCUUCUAAGCUGAGUACUAUGACUUUGGUAGAAUUAACAACAUAUUUAUCUGAAUUUAUUGAGGCUUCAAAGAAGAGGCAACAGCAGCAACUACAAGAGAUUCAAACGCAGCAACUACAGCAAAACCAACAGCAACAUCAAAAAAUAUCUGCACCCAUUUCUAGCAAACCAGCUGUUAAUAAAGCAAUUGGAACAAAUAUAAGUUUGGGUUCAAGUCCGCCAAUAUUCAAAGUAAAUUUUGACCAAAAUUCCGAUGCAACAUUCAUUGCUAAAUUUGAUGAUAACUUUGGUGAUGAAUCAUCUCUAAACCAGUCCUCAACGUUUGUAGCAAAUUUUUCACAGUUCGAAAAUAUUAAGCCGGAAUCAAUGGCAUCUUCUGCGGUAUUUGCCAGUGGUAGCGGCUCCCUACAAAAUUAUGCACCACCUGUUAAAAGUAUUCCACCAGCAGACAGAUAUGCAGUUUUCCGAGAAAUUAUUGAUCAAGACCUUAAAAAUGAUAGUAGUACUGAAAUCAAGAGCUCCCCAGAGGAAGAGGACGAAGAGUUUUAUGAUGAUGAUGAAGAGAAUUCGUCACCAAUUCAACAACAAAAACUCGACAAUGAAUAUAGUGACGACGAAAAGAUGCAAACAGUUUCCGUUACGCAACCUAUUCAAACAAAAAUUAUUGAUACAAAAAUUACUGAGGCUAUAUCACAUGCAAAGGAUCGUUACGCUGCACUUCGGGAUAUUAUUUUAGUUGAAAAUUUGUUUGAAAAACCUAAAACAUUGCCGCAACACUCAGACUCCUUUAGUGGGUUUACAGCCACUUUUGGUGAAAACAAUUUCACCGAGCCGUCUCAAGUGAAACCAAGUGAAACGAUAUUUGCAGAUGAUUCUUUUCCAACAAACUUUGAAACUGCUUUAGAUGAAAUGACAAAUAGAGAUGAGUCAACAGAAAACGAUGUUGAAAACGAUAAAGGUGAAUCUAACAUACAAGCAGAGCUAGAAGACAAAGAUCAUCUAGAAGAAAGAUUACCUAGUACAGGAAGUAGUCCAGAUUCAAAUCAAAAUUACGAUUCUGAUAAAUUAAAAGGAGAGGACUCGGAAUUGCAUAAGCCUGAAGACAAUAUUCUAGAUUUACAGAAAGAAAAUGGUAAUACUUCAUCAUUGAUGCAAACUUUGAAUGUGUCAAGCAAUAAAGAUGAUGUUGAAAUAGAUGAGUUGAUGAACCGCGCUAUAUCUAAUUUAUCGUUAGAUAGUCGCGAUCAUUUAUCUCCAAAGACCCCAGCAAUUAUAAAAUCUCCAAUAAUAAACGAUAACAUAGAACUUGCGUCAUCGCCUGUUAACCAAUUGCAAUCUGAUCGGCAACAAAUUAAAUCACCGUUAAACAAUGUCGUUUUAAGUAGCAAGUUCAAUGACGUCUCUACCUCGCCGAUACCUAUACAAAAGUCACCACAAACUGUUCCAGGGAUAUUAUCGGUUUCGGAUGUAGCUAAAAACAUUGAAAAAUCCCCUUCACAAUUAACUAUUAACUCUUCAACAGCUAAAUCUCCUAGCUUGAAGUCUCCGCUUUCUAGAUCUCCUAUGGGGCAGCAAAAUAUUUCUAACGGAGCCAUGAAUAUCAAAAAGAAGACUUCUAAAGAAGAAAGCUCUGAAUGGGCUGUUUUUGACAAAUCAUCGGAAACUAGAGAAAAUUCGUCAGCCCCAGGAACAAUUGGGCAGUCCCAACCGCAACGUUCAAAAGGAUCAAAAACCCCAGCAGCCAAAGAUGUAGUUGGUGAAUCUCCUUGUUCAUCUGAUGGUAAAGACGAUUGGAAAACUGCAGGUAUUAACAGACAAGGUUUACCACCAGAAAGUAUUUGUAGUAAUAAACGAUGGCCGAAAGGCCAAACAUCUUCGUCGUCAAGGGACUUAAGCCCGUGGGAUGAUGAAGCUCCGAAUGAAUAUAAAAAAAGGCAAGUUGUUCAUCCCAUUCCUGACAGACAUGGUUACUAUAUGAGACAUUCAAGACGGAUGAAUUCCUGUGAUGAUGAUUAUGAGUAUGAGGAGGAAAUGGCUAAAAGAAGAGAGCGGAAAAUUAAAAGUGGGAUUUCUAAAAGCAGAGAUAAUUUCGAUUUUGAUUCCCCUAGUUGGUAUCAAAGUGGAACAAUGCAUCACAGUUGGUCUCCACAAGAUGAUGAUGAUCGAGAAAGAUCUUUUGAGAGAGGCGUUUAUGAACGGAGUAGCUAUGGUGGUCCAAUGUAUGAUAAACACAAGCACGUUCCACACUCUUCAUACGAUAGACGUAUUGCUUAUGAUAAAAGAGGGAAAUAUUAUAGAGAGUAUUGCCGUCCAACAGAUUAUGAAUUUGAAUCAUAUGGUGAAUGCCCUGAGGUGAAAGAUAGGAAAAUGAUGUACUCUAGACGUGACUAUGAAAAUGUUUAUGAUGACGGUGGAUUUACACGUGGAGGUAUUGCGCCUGAUAAUAAUAAUACUGUCGGUAGAAAUUCUGGAAGUGGAAUAUAUAAAUCAAGAGAAUAUUUUUAUUCUGGGACAACUGAACGACGCAGUUUUGAUCGUGAAAGUAUUGACUCGUACGAAAGCGGUGGUCGGAGAAGAAAAAGUUUCGGUAGUGGUGAUGUUUACGGUAGUUUUGAUAGUCGAGAAGAUUUUCGUGAAAGGUAUAUGGCAGAUAAAACUAGACAAAUCCGUAAAGGGAUAAAACCACGGGGGCCAGCUAGUUUGAGCGGAGGGCCUCCUGACGAGUAUGAACAAGACUCGGAAACUGAUAUGCAAGUUCGUAGGGAACCUAGAGAGUAUAGUAGAAGUUUGCAAAGACCCUCUUCUGGAUCAAGAAUUCGUAAAAGUAGCGGUUCGAGUCCUUGGGAUGGAGAAGAAGGCCCAACACACGCGCAAAAAGGUCACUGGAAGCGACCUGCAAGUGCUUCAGAGUCCGAACGACGCUUGACGGCGGAAAACAGAAGAGUUUUGUCACAUAAUCAAUCUGGAGGCUCUGAUGGCGAAAAAGAAAGAAGAUUCCGCAAAAAACAGAGGCAACGUGGAAAAGAAGGUAGCGAAAUACGGCCAUCGCUUCCAACGGGAAGAUAUCCAUCAGCGGGUUCGCAUAGAGAAAAUUAUGACUACGUUUAUGAUGACUAUGAGAGAAAUGUAACGACACAAUCACCAAUUCCAGGACCACCAGUCGACGAAGAUAAAUUUGAGAGACUAAAUCGACGACGUAUGGAUUUAAACCAGCGAAUGAUAGAUAUGGAACAUAGAAAAAGGAAUACAAGUGGAUCAGUUACUGCUGAAAAAUAUAGUUAUGAAGACGAAGAUUAUGAGGACGACGACGAUGAUGCUGAAGCUACCAAAUCCGCUCCGAUUCAAAAAUAUUCAAUGAGUAAAAAAGAUUCUUAUUAUUCUGAAAAAGAUAUUCGUUAUUCAAGAACCCCAAAAUUCGGAAGUGAACGUUUUGAUUUCGAUGCUGACUUUGAAGAAACUCCUCACUCAACUUCCAGCGGCCGAAAUAAAUUUAAUUUUGAUGAUCAAGUUGGUUUCGAAUCAGAUUUUAUAAGUUCACCACCACCAUCCGGACAAUUACCACCAUCUGCUACAUCCUCUAUAGCAACUAAAACCCCCAUUAGUGCUGGUACGAAAUCAAGUUUUAGAUUCUCAAAUGAUUUUUCAGGCAAACAGUCACUGUCCUCUAAUUUUGGUGAUGGUGAGUUUCCAAAUUCAAAUUCAACAAGUUCCAUGCAACAGGUUACACCAACUACAGCAUCUACGCAAAAAUUACGAUUUGACGACAAGGUUACUAUUUCAAAAUUCGAUCAUAACCAACCAAGUAGUAGUAGUGGUGGCGUUGGUAACAUUUCUUCAUCUAUAGGCGAUGCUUUUGAGGACGAUGAUUUUUCAAAAGCACAAUUUGAUUUUGAAAAUGAGAGUCAAUGGAGUUCGGAAACUCCUAUUAAACGAAACAAUAAUUUAAGAUCUAGCGGUAAAAAUCGAGGUGGCAUUAACAGUAACAGUGCGAUUGAUAGCACAACGCAACAUGAUCAUUUACGGAAAUCCGAAUCUGUUAAUAUAUUUGCAAAGAAAACUGAAGAUCCAUUCGAGGAUGAUGAUUUUUUUAAAAAUGUUGAAAAUAACAGUAUAUCACAUGAUAGUAGCAAUGGAAAAAAACACGGUAAUAUCGAGGUUAGUUUAAGUAACGGCGGAAGUAAUAUUAAUAACGGUAAUAAUAAUAUGACAAAUACAUGUAAAAAAGAUUCAUUUCAAUGGGAUAACGACUUUGCUAAAUUCGAUGAAAAUAUGUGAUUUGUUUGUAAAAGUUUAUGUAAAUGUAAUAAAAGAAAUUAUAGAAAAGCUAACAAUUCAAAUAUACCCAAUAAAAUUAUUUAUAAUUAUAACAAUAAUAACAAUAAUAUUAUAAGUUGUAAUAACAGUAAUAGUAACAAUAGAACUAAUAGUAGUAGCAUUAAUAUAGAAAAUGAAAAUAAUAAAAAGAGUAUUACUUACGGUAAUAAUAACUAUAAAAAUAGCACCAAUAAACAUUAUAAAAAUCAUAAAUUCAAUAAUAGAUCUGCUAAUGGAGUCAAAAAAAUUAAUAGUAAUAAUAAAAUUUACAGAAAAGUAAAUAAUAGAACUAACAAGGAAAAUAUAAAUAUUAUUAAUAAAAAUACUAAUUCUAUACAAAUUAACAGUAGUAAACUAAUUUCAAAUAAAAUCAAUAAUACUGAUUAUAAAUAUAAUUCAAAUAAAAUCAAUACAAUUUACAAUAAUCGAACAAAUACAAAUAAAAAUUUUAA